This is a messenger RNA of Paramecium sonneborni, 933 nucleotides long. NCBI's taxonomy places the organism in Eukaryota, Ciliophora, Oligohymenophorea, Peniculida, Parameciidae. The record is from the annotation of a GenBank genome assembly.
AUGAAUUAAUAUAAUGGACGUAUGUGUGAAGAAUAAUAAAAGAAACUAAAUCAUAAUAAGUUAUAGAGAAGUGUAAGCCCAAUGUGUAAAUUGAUAGUCUUGAAAAAUCUCAAUACUAAUGAAAAUACUUAAAAAUCAAUGAGGGCAAAAGAUGAUACUUUAAUUUUAGAUGUCAUUUUGUUUUUAGAAAAAGCUUAUUCAAACCAUCACAAAAUCACACUAUAUUAUUAAAAUAAAAAAAUAGAUGUAGAUAAAAAUACUUACUUACUACCAUAUUUAUCGAAACUCAAGACUUAAUAAUUAGAUUAUAAAAUACAUGAAAAUGAUACAGAUUCGGGUUAAACUGGUACUGAUGACGAAUCUGCUAAUUUAAGUACUAAAUUAAAAGAAAGAGAUUCAUCAGAAUGGGGAAAAAAAUUAUAAGACCCAAAAAAUUAACAGAAAGAAGUAGAAGCGAAAGAAAAUUAUGAAAUUUUUUUAGAAAGUCAUUUUAUUGGUAAAGAUUUGGGAAAAAUAUUCAAUUAUCAAUAACAGCAAAUUUAACAAUAAUCAUCCGAAAUAAAUGAAUCUAUAAUGACUUUCAGAGAUAUUAGAUGUGAAUGUGGGCACUCAUACAAUAGUUAAUAAUUAAGAGAUAAUUUAUAAAUGGCAUUUCUACAAAAAUAAUUUGCUAAAUGUUAAAACUGUAAUAAAAACAUACCUAAAUCUAUGUAUAUAAAAAUAAUUAUGGGAUAAUAAUACGAUUAAUUAAAAUUAACUUUAGAUCUUUAGUAAAUAAUAGCUAACGUUUAAUUAAAGCCCCAUCUUAAGUUAGAGAAAUGUGAUCGUUGUUAUUUUUUUUGUUUUUGGGAUAAAUCGAAUAAAUCUAUAUAAAUUAAAAAAGGAUUUUGUCCUAUAUGCUUAGAUUAUAUAAUAAUACCUGAAAAUAAUUGA